Messenger RNA from Bursaphelenchus okinawaensis, 721 nucleotides. The record is from the annotation of a GenBank genome assembly. Lineage: Eukaryota; Metazoa; Nematoda; Chromadorea; Rhabditida; Aphelenchoididae.
AUGUCGUUCAGCUGGUCUGGGAUGUUGUUGACGAUAGUGAUUUUGGUUUUGGGACUAAUGGUACAAGGACAGAGCUACGAGGAGGAGCAGAGGGUAAAUUUAUUUCGUUUUAAAAAAUAAAAAAUGAAAAAUUUCAAAAAAUAACUUUAAUGUUGAAAAGUAUGGUUUAAAAAGUUCUUAAGAGUUAAAUAAUUGAAUUUUCAGUUAUUUUUAAAAAAUUAAUAUGUUUGUGACACUUCGUCACAAAAUCCAAUAAACUUGUGACAUUUCGUCACAUAGCAAAAUUUAUGUUGCUGCUGACUUAAAAAAAGCUUAAAAUUUGCAAAAUUUUAUUUUUUGUAAAAACCAAUACUUUUGUGACACUUCGUCACAAAAUGAAAUAAAUUUGUGACAUUUCGUCAACUUUGCUCAAGUUGUUUUAAAGUUACAUAAACCACACCAAAAAUAACUUUUUAUGUUAAAAAAGGUUUUAAUUGAACCUUUAACUAUAGUACAGUAUUCUACAGUACCCUACUAACCCCCCCCCCUUCCUGCUCAUCACUAAUCCUUCGUUUUUUAGUUUAUGGAGAAACGAGUGCCACACCCAAGUUUCCGAUCGAAUGUGCGUAUUCAACACUUCCAGCAAGGUGAAAUGCCUCCAGGCUUUGGCCACAACUUCUCGCCCUUCAUGGGACGUUUCGGCCGCGUCGCUCGGAAUCGGCCAUAUUUUGUUGAUUAUUAA